ACGCGUCGGUGGCCAAUUUACGACACUCGUGGCCCUUUUCUCCAUGCCUGACGUCGGCAGCAUCUGGGAGGUCUCCGCUAUCCACGCGCUCCCUCUGAUAAACAAGUCUCACUUCAGCUUUUCAAGGCCUGCGUAUCCAGCCCGCCGGAAUUCGUGGCACCAAAUCGGACAAGCAAGCUAGCCAUGAAAUCCGUCUCGGAGCUUUUUGGUGACAAGAACGACGUAGCGGUCACCGCUGCUGCCGCAGUAGCUGUGAGUCUUGGCCUGACGUUGCUACUGCGCAGCUCGAAGAAGGACAAGUCCAUCGAAGGUCGGAAGCUGCCACCCGUGCCAAAAACCACGCUCCCCAUUCUCAAGAACAUCCUGGACGCUGGUGGCAAUGCCGAACGCUUCCACGACUGGCUAAACGAACAAUCCACCGAAUUCAACAACCGGCCGUGGAUGUUUUCGAUCCCUGGCCGUCCCGACAACAUCGUGCUGUCCUCACCAGAAAUGUUCGAGGAUGUGCUUAAGACCCAAGACGACGUGUUCCUGCGAGGCCCCACGGGUCAGUACAUCAGCUACGACCUGUUCGGCAACGGUAUGGUCAUCACCGAUGGAGAUCUGUGGUUCUACCACCGCAAAACAGCCAGUCACCUCUUCUCCAUGCAAAUGAUGAAGGACGUGAUGGAAGCUACAGUGCGUGAAAAACUUCAAGUGUUCCUGGAUGUUUUAAACGUCUACGCGAAGCGUGAGCAGCAGUUCAGUGUUAAACAGGAGCUGAGUCACUUCACCAUGGACGUCAUCGCCAAGAUCGCGUUUGCCAUCGAGCUGGACACGCUUAAGAACAGCCCCGAUAGAGACGAAGACCACGAGUUCUUGCAAGCCUUCAACAAGGCCUGUGUGGCGUUCGGUGUGCGUAUCCAGUCACCAAUGUGGCUCUGGAGACUCAAGCGAUACCUUAACGUUGGCUGGGAAAAAGUAUUCAAAGAGAACAACACUAUUAUCCAGAACUUCAUCAACGACGUGAUCGUCAAGUCGAUGAACAAGAAGGCGGAACUUGCAGCAAAAGGCGAGAAAAUGGUGGCGAGAGAUCUCAUCACCCUCUUCAUGGAGAGCAAUCUUCGACAGACAGAGGAUAUCCACAUCGAGGACGACGACGCUACUAUUAUGCGCGAUAUGGUCAUGUCUUUUGCGUUCGCUGGCAAGGACUCGACGGCUGACAAUAUGUGCUGGUUUAUCGUCAACAUGAACCGGUAUCCUGAGAAACUGCGUAAGAUCCGCGAGGAGAUGAAGCAGAAGCUGCCAGGUCUGUUGACUGGCGAGAUUAAGGUCCCCACGCAGGACCAGAUCCGCGACUUGGUGUACCUUGAGGCCGUGAUUAAGGAGAACAUGCGUCUCCACCCGUCCACGGCUUUCAUCGUGCGUGAGGCUAUGCAGGAUGCAAUUCUCGUUGAUGGAACGUUCGUGCGUAAGGGUCAGACGUUGAUGGUCUCCUCGUACUGCAAUGCACGCAACAAACAGACCUGGGGCGAAGACUGUCUGGAAUUUAAGCCUGAGCGUAUGAUUGAUCCCGAAUCGGGGAAGCUGCGUGUGCUGUCUCCCUAUGUCUUCAGCGGCUUCGGGUCGGGUCAGCACGUGUGCAUCGGUCAAAAGUUCGCUAUGAUGGAGAUCAAGAUGACUCUGGCGACUCUUUUCAGCAAGUUUGACAUCAAGACGGUAGAGGAUCCGUGGAAACUGACGUACGAAUUCUCUCUCACGACUCCGGUCAAGGGCGGUCUUAACGUGGAAGUCACACCUCUCACUCCCUUGACACCUGCUGCAUCAGCCUAAAUACUACUGGGAUUGCAGUGUUGCGGUCAGUAGAGAAAGAAUUAAGAAUUGAAUGGAAUUUGAACUUCGAGUAUUUUUUCAUCACUGUU
Phytophthora nicotianae INRA-310 is the source of this 1901-nucleotide messenger RNA. RefSeq lists its product as hypothetical. The coding region runs from base 184 to 1812 and encodes 542 amino acids. NCBI's taxonomy places the organism in Eukaryota, Oomycota, Peronosporomycetes, Peronosporales, Peronosporaceae. The record is from RefSeq and is a predicted model, not a curated record. The transcript has a single exon. Gene Ontology annotation, molecular function: heme binding; iron ion binding; monooxygenase activity.